This is a messenger RNA of Merops nubicus (carmine bee-eater), 1269 nucleotides long. Its product is annotated as putative hexokinase HKDC1. The record is from RefSeq and is a predicted model, not a curated record. Lineage: Eukaryota; Metazoa; Chordata; Aves; Coraciiformes; Meropidae. The transcript has 9 exons. Gene Ontology annotation, cellular component: cytosol; mitochondrion. Gene Ontology annotation, molecular function: mannokinase activity; D-glucose binding; glucokinase activity. Gene Ontology annotation, biological process: glucose 6-phosphate metabolic process; intracellular glucose homeostasis; glycolytic process. Bases 1 to 1269 code for a protein of 422 amino acids.
AUGUUUGCCGUCCACUUGCUAGCUUUCCAUUUCACAAAGCUAAAAGAGGAUCAAAUUAAAAAGGUGGACAGGUACCUGUAUCACAUGCGUCUCUCGGAUGAUGUCUUGCUGGACGUGAUGGCUCGUUUCCAGGCCGAGAUGGUGAAGGGCCUGGGGAGAGACACCAACCCCACGGCAACGGUAAAAAUGCUGCCCUCGUUCGUGCGCUCGCUUCCCGAUGGCUCAGAAAAGGGUGACUUCCUUGCUGUUGACCUGGGUGGCUCCCUGUUUCGUGCCCACGAGGUGAAGGUGUUCGAUGAUGGGAAGCAGAGCAGCCAGCUGGAGAGCAAGUUUUACCCCACACCCAAGGAGGUCGUACAGGGGAACGGAACUGAGCUCUUCGAUUACAUUGCUGACUGUCUGGUAGACUUCAUGGAGGCCAAAAACCUGAAGCAUAAGAAAUUACCUCUUGGCUUUACAUUUUCUUUUCCAUGCAAACAGACCAAACUGGACGAGGGGUUUCUUCUUGGCUGGACAAAAAACUUCAAGGUCCGAGGAGUUCAGGACACAGAUGUGGUUGUCUCUCUGCGCAAGGCCCUCCAGAAGCAUAAGGACAUAGACCUUGAUGUUUUGGCACUGGUCAAUGACACCGUGGGAACCAUGAUGACUUGUGGAUAUGAUGACCAGCGCUGUGAAGUUGGACUUGUAAUUGGGACUGGCACCAACGCCUGCUACAUGGAGGAGAUGCGGCACAUCGACCUGGUGGCGGGGGAUGAGGGCAGGAUGUGCAUUAACACGGAGUGGGGGGCCUUUGGAGAUGACGGUGCUUUGGAAGACCUCCGCACAGAGUUCGAUCGGGAGCUCGAUCUGGGAUCUAUCAAUCCUGGAAAACAAUUGUUUGAGAAGAUGAUCAGCAGCCUGUAUUUGGGGGAACUUGUAAGACUCAUUAUCCUGAAGAUGACAAAGGAAGGGCUACUCUUCAAUGGGAAAGUGUCAACAGCUCUGCUUACUAAGGGCAAGAUUGAGAUGAAACACGUGUCUGCAAUGGAAAAAUAUAAGGAGGGUCUGAGCAACACAAAAGAGAUCCUUACAGAGCUGAACCUGUUUCCCUCUGAAGAGGACUGCAUUGCUGUUCAGCACGUCUGCACCAUCGUUUCCUUCCGCUCAGCCAACCUCUGUGCUGCUGCCUUAGCAGCCAUUCUGACCCGGCUGAGAGAGAACAAGAAACUGCUACGGAUGCGAACCACUGUUGGGAUUGAUGGAGGGCUCUAUAAAACCCACCCCCAGUAA